This is a messenger RNA of Vicia villosa (hairy vetch), 936 nucleotides long. RefSeq lists its product as uncharacterized. The transcript has a single exon. The coding region runs from base 1 to 936 and encodes 311 amino acids. The record is from RefSeq and is a predicted model, not a curated record. Lineage: Eukaryota; Viridiplantae; Streptophyta; Magnoliopsida; Fabales; Fabaceae.
AUGAGUACUAGUAUUGUCUUGCUAGAGAUUACUGGAGCACACUUUGAAUUCCAACCUAUGAUGUUCCAAAUGCUGCAGACUACUGGUCAAUAUUCAGGAUUUCCCAAUGAAGACCCUCAUCUACACUUGAGGCAAUUUCUGGAUGUAGCUAACAACUUCAAAAUUCCAGGUGUGACUGAUGAUGCCUUUCGGUUAGGGUUGUUUCCUUACUCUCUAAGGGAUAGAGCCAAGAGUUGGUUAAAUUCCUUGGAGCCUAUUUCCAUCCCCACAUGGAAUGACUUAGUUGAGAAAUUCUUAGAUAAGUAUUUUCCUCCUUCAAAGAAUGCCAAAAUGAGAAACCAAAUCACCUCAUUUAGGCAAGGAGAGGAAGAAUCACUAUUUGAAGCUUGGGAACGAUUCAAGGAACUACUUAGGCAAUGCCCUCAACAUGGCAUCCCUAUUUGCGUCCAACUAGAGACAUUAUAUAAUGGGCUAGUUCCUUUUUCAACGAAUAUGAUUGAUGCAUCUAGUGAAGGAGCAUUGUUGUCUAAAUCCUAUGAAGAGGGAUAUCAGUUGAUAGAGAGCAUUACGACUAAUACGUACCAAUGGCCUGUUACAAGAGCUAACGCAAGUACUGCUCAAAAGAGACCUACUGGAGUCCAUGAAGUUACUGAAACCACUGCCCUUGCUGCUCAAGUGGCCCAAAUCCAUCAAAUGAUGAAAAAUUUGAUGACUAAACUUGAACCUGUAAAGAUGGUUACUGACGCAUCAGAGUUUUCCAGUGUCUACUAUGGAGGGGCACACUUGUAUGGAGAAUGCACUGCAAACCCUGUUUCAACCAACUAUGUAGGCAACAACAACAGGUAUAAAAAUCCUUACAGUAACACCUACAUCCUUGGAUGGCGCAAUCAUCCAAAUGUUUCAUGGAGUAACAAUCAAGGUCAACCAAAGCCCUAA